AUGCACGGCUUUGAAAAAGUUUUUCUGUGCUCGCUUCUGGGUUCCGUAGCUGCCCGGCAGCGAGGAGACGGGCCCGAUCCGACUGUCGCUCGCUUUGCCAAGAGCUACAUCGUCGAGUUCAAUGCUGGAAAGUCAGCUAGACUCAGCUCCUUGGCCUCUGAAGGCGAUGUCAAGAUUGUAAAGAGCUUCGACAGCGAGAUUUUUACGGGCGCGAGUGUCGAGACAAACGAGCUUAACCUUGACAGCCUUCUUGACCUACCCGAUGUUGUCAAUGUUUGGCCCAACAACCCUGUUUACCUUGAUCCAAUCGUGCAGCAGGAUGAAAGUUCCGCCGCGGUACCUUCUAUCGUUCAUACUGUAACUGGAGUCAGCAAGUUACACGAACAGGGUAUAUACGGAAAAGGAGUGAAAGUGGGUGUUGUGGACACAGGUAUCUGGUACAACCACGAGGCACUUGGUGGCGGCUUUGGAGAGGGCUUCAAGGUUGCUGGCGGACAUGAUUUCGUUGGUGAUCAAUACUGGCCCUCAAUUGGAUACGAAAAGGAACCCGACAAGGACCCGAUCGAUCUUUCGGGACAUGGUACCCACGUAGCUGGUAUCAUUGCUGGAAAAAGCGACGAUUUCACUGGAGUCGCUCCUGACGCUACACUCUACGCCUAUAAGGUCAUGACUCGCCAGGGUGGUACUGAUGCGGCUACUCUUAUUGAGUCUUUCAUUGCAGCAUACAAUGAUGGAGUUGACAUCAUAACCUCCAGUAUAGGAGGCGCUGGUGGCUGGGCCGAGGAGGCCUGGGCUGUUGUUGCAUCUCGACUCGUUGAGCAAGGAGUUGUUGUGACCAUUUCCGCCGCUAAUUCAGGCUCGCAAGGAGCAUUCUAUGGCAGUAGCGGAUCAUCGGGCAAGAAUGUCCUCGCAGUUGCUUCCGCGGAUGCCCUAGCUGUGAACACGACUCGGGCAUCGUCAUUCACGUCCUGGGGGCUUCUUAACGACCUCAGCGUCAAGCCCGAUAUCACCGCUCCUGGAGGUUCGAUUUACAGUACUUACCUCAACAACGGCUGGACUACCAUGAGCGGAACAUCCAUGUCGUGUCCCUACGUUGCUGGUGUUGCGGCUCUGUACAUUAGCGCUUCCGGCGGUCGACAAGUGCAUGGGAAAGACUUCGCCUUGAGCCUCAGCAAGCAAAUCAUUGCCAGCGCUAAACCACUUGCGUAUCAUAAUCCGGCUUACUCUGAGCUUGCGGCGCCUGUAGCUCAGGUAGGCAACGGACUGAUUGACGCAUACAAGCUGCUCCACUCCAACAUUACGCUCGAUUUCAAACCAAUCGCUCUGAAUGACACUCGCUAUUUCAAUAGAUAUCACGACAUCACUGUUAAGAACAUGGGAUCCGAGCCUGUGACGUAUCAUCUUUCUGCCCAGGAUGUUUACGGCGUUGACACUUUGGCAUUGGAUACUGUUAAUGGUGAUAAAAGAGUAAGGCUGCUAUCAGAGUUGGCCCCCAAGAAGCUGCCGGUUGAAAUUAGCCUCCCACGCGACUUUAUCCUAAGCCCAGGAGAUAGUAAAACCGUAUCCGUCAACUUUAAGAACCCAGAGUCUCUUGGGUGGAGCGCGACUGUCCUACCCCUUUACAGUGGGAAGAUUAUUGUCGCGGGAAACAAUGGGGAAGAGCUUUCGGUACCCUACGCAGGGGUUGCGGGAGACCUGAGAAAAGAGCUCGAUCCGCUGUUCCGCAAGGGCCAUCCUUAUCUGGUAUCUGGUGAGCCUGCACAAACGGGCAAAACAUCAUUCACUUUCAACCUCACUCUUGGAGUACAAGACUUUCCAAAGAUAUUCCAUAACAUCAUUUGGGGCACUAGACAAGUCCGAUGGGAUAUUUUCGAAGCGGGAUGGACUGAGAGACAGUGGGCUUAUCCUCCUGUCGUUGGCGAGAAAGGGUACAUCGGUUCAGGUGCCUACUGGGUAGGCUCGGGACAGGCGCCCUUCUUUGACCCGACGAGAUGGGACCCUGAUGAAACCUUGUCGUACCCCAAGAUCGACCUCCCCAGAAGCAACUUCAACUUUGAGAACUGGUGGUUUGGUAAGCUUGCGAAUGGUACCAAACUAAGCCUCGGAAAUUAUGUGCUGCGGUAUGCUGCUCUGAAGCCAUUCGGUACCCCCGAUCACUCGGACAAUUGGGUCACCUUCACAACGCCAAUUGAAGUAUUAGGACAAUAUUAA
Messenger RNA from Colletotrichum truncatum, 2211 nucleotides. Its product is annotated as subtilase. Gene Ontology annotation, biological process: proteolysis. Gene Ontology annotation, cellular component: cell wall; membrane. Gene Ontology annotation, molecular function: serine-type endopeptidase activity. NCBI's taxonomy places the organism in Eukaryota, Fungi, Ascomycota, Sordariomycetes, Glomerellales, Glomerellaceae. The record is from RefSeq and is a predicted model, not a curated record.